UUUUCCGCGUGCGCUUCUUUCCUCUGCCAAGGGGAGUUGCACGUGGCGUGUUGUGCUGCCGGGACGCGACUCGAGGCAGCGGACGUCAUUUCUCAAUGGCCUGCAAGCGGACUUUGCUUUUACACGUCCUGCUGAAUGCAUGUGUUGACAGAAAGGUUACCUACCAAUCAUAGUAAACGUUGUCAACGCGAAGGAUGGCGUCAGGUUUUCACAGUGGAGGAAAUGAUGCCCCACCUACGGGAUGUGAGUGGUGCUGUAACCAAAAACCUUUUCCUGAAGGACAAGAAGAAGAAAAGUCUUUGGCUGGUGUCGGCCCGCCAUGACAGACAGGUGAAUUUAAAUGACCUGGCCAAGAAGCUCAGCGUCGGCAGUGGAAACCUUCGCUUUGCUGAUGAGGCAUCCAUGUUGGACAAACUUAAGGUGGGCCAGGGCUGUGCCACAGCGCUGGCUCUCCUCUUCGAUAAGGAACAGAGCGUCACUUUUGUUCUGGACAGCGAUUUGGUGACGGGAGGAUACGACAGGAUCUACUUCCAUCCCAUGACCAACGCCGCCACCAUGGGCCUCAAACCAGAUGACCUCCUUACGUUUGUCAAAGAAACGGGACAUGAACCCAUCCUGCAGGACUUUGAAUAGAUCCCCACAGCCUUAAUGAGAUGGGACCCAGUCUGAUCAUGUACUCAAACGGACACUGGUGCCAUCUAGCAUAGCCUUGGUUAAAACCCGCUGAACGUCCAGAAGAAAAGAAUUUAAACCCAUCAGACAAAGUUUUAUCAAAAUAAAACAAAAUGAUGAUAUACAUUAUCCUGUUCCUGGAUUCAGAAUCCAGCAGCCGACUGGUGCUAAGCAAACUCCUCUUUCAGAAUAUCCAUUCAUUCAUUCAUGGAUUUGUUUCAUCUGGGUUUAAAGUCGAUACUCCUGCA
Molecule: messenger RNA, 920 nt
Organism: Lampris incognitus (smalleye Pacific opah)
Lineage: Eukaryota; Metazoa; Chordata; Actinopteri; Lampriformes; Lampridae
Product: prolyl-tRNA synthetase associated domain-containing protein 1-like
Exons: 4
Coding region: 136-633 (165 amino acids)
Molecular function (GO): aminoacyl-tRNA deacylase activity
Source: RefSeq, a predicted model, not a curated record